UGACUUUGAAUUUCCUCGGUGAAGAAGGCGAAGAUCAGAGAGAGAAGGAAAGAAAGAAAAUCAAUGGCGUCGGCAGUGGGAUCAGGUGCGGCGGUGCCGUUCUGGAGAGCAGCGGGGAUGACGUACAUAUCCUACUCGAACAUCUGCGCGAAUAUGGUGAGGAACUGCCUCAAGGAGCCGUUCAAAUCCGAAGCCCUCACUCGCGAGAAGGUUCAUUUCUCCAUUUCCAAAUGGGAUAAUGGCGUUCCCCAGAAGCCCACCAUCCGUUCAGACACACCUGAAGAGGAUUAAGGCAAAAGGUUGGUUGAUCAAGUGUCCCAAUUCGAAGGCAGUUGUUUUCUUCCAAAAAGUUUUCUUCUGUUUAUUCAGUUCAAUAGACUUGGGUUCUACCAGGUAUGUAAUGCCUAAGCAUUUUUAACGUUUGCUUCGGGUUUUGGACGGAAUGACUCAUUUUUAAUAAAUGUAACUUGUGAUUAGUCUAGUUUGCAAAAUAAAACCGUAACAGUUGUGAAGUCACCACUUGAGAUUAAACUGCAUCUGUAUGCUUUGCACAAUUUUCAUUUGAAUUGGGGUUUCAAAUAUGUGCAUUGUUGCA
Messenger RNA from Vitis riparia (riverbank grape), 595 nucleotides. RefSeq names its product ATP synthase subunit epsilon, mitochondrial. Gene Ontology annotation, cellular component: mitochondrial inner membrane. The record is from RefSeq and is a predicted model, not a curated record. Gene Ontology annotation, molecular function: proton-transporting ATP synthase activity, rotational mechanism. The coding region runs from base 64 to 291 and encodes 75 amino acids. Lineage: Eukaryota; Viridiplantae; Streptophyta; Magnoliopsida; Vitales; Vitaceae. The transcript is spliced from 2 exons. Gene Ontology annotation, biological process: proton motive force-driven mitochondrial ATP synthesis.